CGAUGAUAUUAUGAUCGGGAGAAAAAAUAAUACACUUUUUGCGUGUACGACCGCAACUACUCAGUUAUAUUAUAUCGCAUUACUUAACCUAUAAGUGCACGUAACACAAUAUGCUCUGCAGUGGAUCACGUAUAGUAUAACAAUAUAAUUGCAAAAGCUAUUUAGAGAGAAUUCGUCCCGAAUUACAAAUUUGGUGAAGUGCUUGUACAUAAAUCUGUUUCGAAUACUUUGUAUAAAUAGUACAUUAUAUAGGUAUACCGGACUACAGUGAAAUGGAGUGCUCACGACUACGAUUACUGUCGUCCUCGGUGGGGUUGGCUGUGGUCGCGAUGACGGCACUACUCCCUUACGAUACCACAGCCGCGUUGAUAGACCUGUGUCACGGUUACCGGUAUGGUGUGACAACAUGCUGGGACCCGACACAACGAUUCGACAUUUUCGACGUGCACACGGGAUCGGGACCGAACGGAGUGUACACCACGGAGAGCUUCUCGACGCCCGAACACUGCGGCACUCAUCUGGACUCGCCAUUUCACUUUAAUCCAGUCGGAUGGAAACUGGAAGACAUCCCGCUGGACCGAAUGGUGGUCGAAGGCGUACACGUGAACGUAAGUAGCGAAGUCAACGGAAACGGCGACUUUUUACUGACCGUCGGUCAUUUGAAAGCUUGGGAACAGGCCCACGGCCCGCUGCCCAAUCGAUCCGUGAUAUUGGUGAACUUCGGUUGGGCUCACAAGUUCGGUAAUCGCCAGUCGUACUUCAACGGACUACGCGAACCAUAUAGGUUUCCCGGACUGUCCAGAGACGCGGCCCAGUGGAUCGUCGAUUCCGGCAAGGUGUACGGCGUCGGGGUGGAUGGUCCGAGCGUGGACCCUGGACGGUCGACGACGUACGGCGUGCACGGGGUGCUAUCCAAAGCCAAUCUGUACAACCUAGAAAAUGUGGCAUUGAACGGCACGACGCUGCCGCCGAGAGGGUUCAAGCUGGUCGUCCAACCGGUCAAGAUCGUCGGCGGCACCGGUGGCCCGGUCAGGAUAUUGGCUUUCACGAACGACCCGUUCAAAUUAUUAUGAUCGCGACCAGCAACGGCGCCGAUUUUUGAUUUUUUUUUUUCCCCCUCACCGUUCCGUCCGCGACAACUGCACUGCACGACUAUGAUAUAAUAUGGAGGCGGACUUGGCCGACGGGAUACCCGGUGGCGCCCGCUCCUCGAAAAUAUAUCUUGUUACACUACUAAAUACACACCUAAAUAUAAUGAAAAAUAAGAAUAAAUGUAAAUUAUAAAUA
This is a messenger RNA of Metopolophium dirhodum (rose-grain aphid), 1287 nucleotides long. Its product is annotated as isatin hydrolase-like. The transcript is spliced from 5 exons. Gene Ontology annotation, molecular function: arylformamidase activity. Lineage: Eukaryota; Metazoa; Arthropoda; Insecta; Hemiptera; Aphididae. The record is from RefSeq and is a predicted model, not a curated record. Bases 273 to 1073 code for a protein of 266 amino acids.